AUGAACGAAAAUCGUGCUUUUGCCAUUGUUAGUGCACUCCAGGAAGCACUAGAUUCAUCGUCAGAUGAUGAGGAACUCAUCAGUUUAAUUUUUUCGUCAUCCUCUAGUGAUGAAAGCGAUGGGGUUGAAGUAUAUGAGGGAGAGAGAAGAGGACCGAUGCAAAAGAGGCCUCGCAUUGAAGAGUUUGUAGAACGCACAGUGCCGGGUUUCUCCUCAGAAGAAUUUAAAUCGCAUUUUAGAAUGUUGCCAGAAACUUUCGAAUUUGUUUUGGGACAUGUUGGACCAUUGUUAAGCACAGCUGAACCUAGUUCUCGACCAUAA
Molecule: messenger RNA, 321 nt
Organism: Acanthoscelides obtectus
Lineage: Eukaryota; Metazoa; Arthropoda; Insecta; Coleoptera; Chrysomelidae
Source: the annotation of a GenBank genome assembly